Punica granatum (pomegranate) is the source of this 2072-nucleotide messenger RNA. Lineage: Eukaryota; Viridiplantae; Streptophyta; Magnoliopsida; Myrtales; Lythraceae. The record is from RefSeq and is a predicted model, not a curated record.
AGGCAGAGGAGGGAGGGAACCAUGAAAAUGGCCGCACAGAAUAUGCACAUGGGGGGGUUAAGUUAAGAUAUGAGAUAUGAGAAUCGAGAUGAGAUCGAUCUGUCCUAACCGAAUUCAGCAGCACUGCAGUUGUUUAUCAGUCAGUCAUUCCUUGUUCUCUCUGCGCUGCCUCUGGCUCUCUCUCUCUCUCUCUCUCUCACUCACUCACUCACUCACCCUCAACUCGGUGCUCAUUCACACCCCACUCCCUAGUCCCAACACCGCCUCACAAAGUUUAACUCAAUUCUAUCUUCCAGUCCUUGUUCUGGUAUGCUAACUAACAGUAUACAGGCACUGGUAACCAUACUCUUCAGCCUCGGAGUCAGAUCACUAUCUCUCCCCCCAGUUUAGCAGCGUCGAAGGUGUCAACUGUCUUAAAUUAAUUAACUUCCCAGCAGGUCCACAUGCUCAAGCUAAUCCUAGGUCUAGCCAUACCUGUUUCCACAGUAAUCCUUGUGGCGCUGUUCUAUUUGUUCCAACGGCAUCGGGCAAGGUCGAAGGAUGAUCACGGGGACUUGGAGAGCCUAGGCCAACAAGAUGGGGAUGGGACACAGGCCGAGGACCUUUUCAUAUUCCGAGGUGGCGAAGACCUCACCAUAUGUGACAUCCUCGAAGCACCGGGAGAAGUCAUCGGCAAAUCCAACUACGGUACUUUGUACAGGGCUCUGUUGUACAGGAGCAGCGGCAUGAGACUGCUGAGGUUCUUGAGGCCUGUGUGCACCGCUGCUACCGGAGAAGAAUUCAUUGAUGUGAUCGAAUUCUUGGGGAGCAUCAGGCACCCAAACCUCGUCCCGCUCCUUGGAUUCUACUCGGGUCCUAGAGGUGAAAAGCUUCUCAUUUAUCCGUUUUACCGGCGAGGGAAUCUAGCCGAGUUCAUUCGAGAUAGGAGUGGGGACUCGCACAUGUGGGCCACCAUCUACAAGAUCUCGGUUGGCAUAGCCAGAGGAUUGGAUCAUCUGCACACGGGGCUGAUGAAGCCUGUGAUCCACGCGAACCUAAAAUCGAAGAACAUUUUUUUGGACAGGAGUCAUGAGCCAUGCAUCUCGGAUUUUGGUCUGCAUCUGCUCCUGAACCCUAGCACGGGCCAGGAGAUGCUCGAGACUUCAGCGAGCGAGGGCUACAAAGCUCCCGAGCUCAUCAAAAUGAAGGAUGCCAACGGAGACACCGACAUAUACAGUCUAGGGGUAAUCUUGCUUGAGCUGGUCACAGGGAAGGAACCGAUAACUGUGGAGGCCACCCCUGAUGAGGAUUCUCAUCUGCCGAAUUAUCUGAGAAACGCGGUUCUCGGCCACAGACUCUCAGAUUUGUAUCACCCGGGAAUUUUAUCUUCGAGCGAGGAUGUUGGAGUGACAGAAGAACGAGUGCUCAAGCUGUUUCAACUGGGGAUGGCCUGCUGUUCACCUUCUCCUUCACUUAGGCCCAACAUAAAGCAAGUCCUCAGGAAGCUUGAAGAGAUUGGAACAUGACAGAAGAGGGUAGCGUAUAUAUCUGAGUUCUUAUAAAUACCGAUGGAAAGGUCAUCACCUCACUAUUAACUUUCCAGAUUAUUUCCAUGAGUGAUUUGAAUAUAUGUUGAUGGCCACGGCCCAUGAAUAUGAUGCUGAUGAGGAAGUCAUCGAUGGGGGAAGCCAAUUUUUUUUUCAUAUGGCAUUUUCUUGGGCAAGAGAUAGAUCUUAGGAUAUUUAAUUUCUUUUUAGCUGCACGAAGAAAAAGAAAAAGGAAAGAGAGAGAGAGAGAGAGAGAUAGAGAAAGAGAGAGGUUUGUAGGGCAGACUCUCUUAUGACAUUGACUUGCAUUGUUUAGUUAUGAGCUAGCAUAUGUUUAGUCUCGAAGACUCCUAUCAAAAAAAUAUUUAGUCUCGAAGACGUACGAGAAACUGAAGUUCUUUAUAGGCAUAUGAGGGAAAUUUGGUUGGGGGUUUUGAAAUGGGUGGGGUUGAUCUGUUAGGCUACUUUCAGUAUUCUUAAUCGUUGUAAUUGCAAGUAAUCGAUGAAUGCAUGAGAUGCUGGAUUCGAUCGGUCCCAGCUUUGAUA